AUGGACGGGAGGCUGCACAGCGGGAUGGAGAAGCCACUGAAGGGCCAGCGCGUGGUGGCGGGCAACCUCAAGGGCCGCACCGCGAAGGAGGAGGUGCGCAGGACCGUCCUCGAGCUCGGCGGGGAGUUCCUCGCGGAAGCCACGACGAACUCCGCGCCCACGGUGCUCAUCGCGGAGAACACAACGUCGGAAAAGUACAUGAUGUUCAGCGAGCGAGGCGUGCCGUGCGUGCACCAGACCUGGCUCGAAGAGAGCAGGGGCCUCGGGCGGCCCGCUCCUUUCGAGUCUCAUCGCAUCAAAUGCUUCGAAGGCGUCAAGAUCUCGUGCACAGGGUUCCAGGGCCGCGCGCGCUACACAAUCGAGCAUUCUGUUCCACAAGAGGGCGGAAUCUACGCCUCCAACCUAGACGGCACCUGCACGCACCUGGUGUGCGCCGGCCCGAGCGGCGCGAAGUGGGAGGCCGCCGUCAAGUGGCAGAAGCAGAACGUCCGCAUCCACAUCGUCACGCGCGACUGGCUUGAAGCAUGUGUUCGCGAAGGGCGGCGCGUGGACGAACGCAGGUACCCCGUGCGCACCACGGGCGAAGCGGCGCGCGCGGAGCGCGCGCAGACGCUCCAGCAGCGCGUCGCCGCCGCGGCGGGCGCGUCGCUGCAGCACUCCCGCGACGGCGCCUCCCUGGCGACGUCGUCGCUGCCCGGGGGCGGUCCCGCGAGCCUGGACAACGGCGCGCGCGCGGUCGCGGCGAGCGACGCGCGCCCGGGCCCGCCCUCGCACACCACGAGCGCCCCGGACGUCCGCCCGCCCCCGCAAACGGCGACAGCGCCGUCGUUCGCCCUCGGCCACGCCACGCUGUGGGCGGCGGGACUCUCGCAGCCGGAGCUGCGCGACCUGGCGGACUUCAUCGGCAAGACGGGGGCGCGGCGGCUCCUGAUCCCGGACGACCGCGUCACGCACGCCGUCCUGGGCCCGUUGCUGACGGAGCGGGAGCGCCGCGAGGUGGGGAGGCUGCGUGACGUCGCGGGCCCGCGCUUGGAGUUGGUGAAGCUGGAGUGGAUGGCGAUGUGCGCGGCGCUCGGGGAGGUCGUGCCGCUCCAGGGCCCGGACGGGCGGCCGGACCCGCGGUACACGGUGUCGCCGGCGGCGCUCGGGGUACGCGCGGGCGGCGCGACGCUUGCGACCGAGCCGCGGCGGGCGGAGGCCGUCGACGCGGCGCCCGCGCGCGACGGCCCGCUCGCGGGCGCGGUGUUCGACCUGUCGCCGCUCGGGGCGCUCGACGAGCAGGCGUCCCGCGUGAUGGACAUCGCAGUGGAGCUCGUGAGGCGCGGCGGGGGCGUUUUGCUGCACGACGCCCUCGCGGCGCCCGGCGGCGCGCGCGGGGCGUCGUACUACGCGGUCUGCCCCGAGGUCAUGGCGCCCGCGCAGCGCGAGGCGCUCAAGCACGCCGCCGGGGCGCAGAGCGGCCUGCGCAUUGCGGGCAUUGGCAACACAUUCUGGCUCAAGUUCUGCGUCAAGCACGCGCUCAAGCUGGUCGACCCCGCGCGCUGCGUGGCGUUCCAGCCGCUCUCGCGGCCCCCGCCGCUCCCGGGCUUCCCUGACGUCAAGGCGUGCGUGUCAGGAUACCCCGAGCCAGAACGGCAGAUUGCGUGGUACCUGACGACGCUCCUGGGGGGGUCUUUCUCGGAGCAGAUGUCGCGGUCGACGACGCACCUGAUCGUCGAGCAGCCGAAGGGGCCCAAGUACGACGCGUGCCCGCGCUUCCAAUCUGAGCCCGUCACGUUGAAGUGGCUAUAUCGAGCCGUGACGGAUUGGCGUCUGCCGGACCCGCGGGGUUACCGCCCAGGCGCGGAGGCGGGCGUCGUGCCGGCGCACUCGUCCGAGCCGCAGCCGUCGCAGGCCGGCUCGAAGCUUCAGUUGCAGCCGGCGGUGCGCGCGGCCGCCGCGAUGUCGCAGCCGAGCGCGCCCGCGGCGUCGCAGCGGGCAGGGGCGCCGGACGCGAAGCGCAAGGGCGGCGCGCAGAAGCGCGGGACGAAGCCCACGGCGAACGUGACGGCGCUGCGCCCGACGGUGCCGCUGGCGUCGAUGGCGAACGUCGCACCCCCCGCGCCGUCCGCGAUGCCGGCGCCGCCGCCGCGCAGCGCGGCCGGCAGCGGGAGGAGCGGGGGCUCGGAGGGCGCGGCCGCGCGCGGCCGGGCCGCUGUGUCGGAGAUGGGCGGCAAUCAGUUGACGGACCAACUGGACAAACUGACUGCGGCUCUGGAGAACACGAACCAGGCGAAGCGGCCCGCGCCGCCGCUGGAUACGUCGGGGUCGGGCUCGCGCGGGGGCUCCGCGCGGGAGGCGAAGCGGCGGCGCGCGCUCGCGGCGCCACGUCCGGAUGACGCGGACCUCCCGGGCGGAGUGAUGAUGUCGCAGCAGGUGGUGUACGCCGAGAACGACUCGCGCGGCGGCGACAGCGGGGACGGCUUCGGCGGCGGCGCCCGCGGCCGCGCUGGGGCGCGCGACCUCCUGAAACGCGGCCUCGCCGCCAACGCCGACAACGGUGCGAGCAACCCGGCGAAGUCGCCCAAGGCCGCGGACGUGCUCACAGACCUAGGUCUGGCGUGA
Messenger RNA from Pedinophyceae sp. YPF-701, 2604 nucleotides. The record is from the annotation of a GenBank genome assembly. NCBI's taxonomy places the organism in Eukaryota, Viridiplantae, Chlorophyta, Pedinophyceae.